Molecule: messenger RNA, 1137 nt
Organism: Acomys russatus (golden spiny mouse)
Lineage: Eukaryota; Metazoa; Chordata; Mammalia; Rodentia; Muridae
Product: dnaJ homolog subfamily B member 1-like
Exons: 1
Coding region: 4-1029 (341 amino acids)
Cellular component (GO): cytosol
Molecular function (GO): Hsp70 protein binding; transcription corepressor activity
Source: RefSeq, a predicted model, not a curated record
GCCAUGGGCAAGGAUUACUACCAGACGCUGGGCCUGGCCCACGGCGCUUCCGAUGAUGAGAUCAAGCGGGCCUACCGCCGCCAGGCGCUGCGCUACCACCCUGACAAGAACAAGUUGCCCGGCUCGGAAGAAAAGUUCAAGGAGAUCGCCGAGGCCUACGAUGUGCUCAGUGACCCACUCAAGCGCGAGAUCUUUGACUGCUAUGGAGAAGAAGGCCUGAAGGGCUGUGGCCCCAGUGGUGGUGGCAGUGGUGGUACUAAUAGUCCCUCUUUCAGCUACACAUUCCAUGGAGACCCUCAUGCCAUGUUUGCCGAACUCUUCAGUGGCAGAAACCCAUUUGAAAGCUUUUUUGGUCAAUGCAACGGGGAGGAAGACAUGGACAUCGAUGACGACCCGUUCUCUGGCUUUCCAACGGACAUGGGUGGCUUCACCAAUGUGAACUUUGGACGUGCCUGCCAUGUUCAAGGGCCCACUUGGAAGAGGCAAGAUCCCCCAAUCACCCACGACCUUCGGGUCUCCCUUGAAGAUAUCUACAGAGGCUGUACCAAGAAGAUGAAAAUCUCCCACAAGCGGCUGAACCCUGAUGGCAAGAGCAUUCGAAAUGAAGAUAAGAUCCUGACCAUCGAAGUGAAGAGGGGCUGGAAAGAAGGGACCAAAAUCACCUUUCCCAAAGAAGGGGACCAGACCUAUAACAACAUUCCAGCUGACAUCGUCUUUGUUUUAAAGGACAAGCCACACAAUAUCUUCAAGAGAGAUGGUUCUGAUGUCAUUUAUCCAGCCAGGAUCAGCCUUCGAGAAGCUCUCUGUGGCUGCACUGUGAAAAUCCCGACUCUAGAUGGCAGGAUCAUCCCUGCUGUGUUCAAAGACGUCAUCAGGCCUGGCAUGCGGCAGAGAGUUCCUGGAGAAGGCCUCCCUCUCCCCAAAACACCUGAGAGGCGCGGGGACCUUGUUAUCGAAUUUGAAGUCAUCUUCCCGGAAAGGGUUUCCGUGACAUCCAAAGUCAUCCUGGAGCAGGUUCUUCCCCAGUAGCUGCCUGCAUUCCCCAAGGACUGAGCCAGGGACCUUUCCAGACCUGCAAGUUUCCGGACUGUUCCACUGGUUGCACACUGUGGGAGGGCACAGGGAGGGCUUUGGCUC